AUGAGUUUGUUGUCAUCAUUUGUGUUGAGAUCUCGGUCGUCUUUGGUGAGAUUUUCGCAAAUAUCCAGAGAUAUGAGUAAGUCAGCUUUGGUUUAUUUGGCGCCUGGGGCUGAGGAAAUGGAGCUGGUCAUCGCCGUCGACGUGCUGAGACGCGGAGGAGUCAAUGUGACAGUGGCAGGAUUGCCGGAUAAGAACUGCGUGAAAUGCAGCCGCGGCGUCCUUAUCAACCCGGACACCGGCAUCGAGCAAGCCAUGUCUUUGGCGCCUUUCGACGCUUUGGUCCUUCCCGGAGGAUUGGCUGGUUCGCAGGCUUUGGCGGAAUCCCAGGAGGUUGGGAAGAUGCUGAAGGAACAGGAGCAGGCGGGUCGCAUCAUCGGAGCGAUCUGCGCCGCACCGACCGCACUCAAAGCGCACGGCAUCGGCGUCGGCAAGAACCUGACCUCCUAUCCUUCAGUAGAAAACAGCCUGAUCGAAGGUGCUGCCUACAACUACAAGCAGGACAACGUUGUAGUUGAUGGCACUUUGAUCACGAGCAGAGGUCCAGGGACUGCCUACAAUUUCGCUUUGACGCUGGUCGAGCAGCUGGUUGGAAAGGAGAAGGCUCAAGAAGUUGCUAAAGCAAUGCUCAUCGAGUAUUAAAGUAAUAGUUGUAGAAAUAAAUUCAAAAUUUGAAUCGCAUUAGUUCAAAUACACAUUUGAACUCACA
Messenger RNA from Nicrophorus vespilloides, 706 nucleotides. RefSeq names its product protein deglycase DJ-1-like. The record is from RefSeq and is a predicted model, not a curated record. Gene Ontology annotation, molecular function: protein deglycase activity. Gene Ontology annotation, biological process: protein deglycation, glyoxal removal; guanine deglycation, glyoxal removal. Gene Ontology annotation, cellular component: nucleus; cytosol. The coding region runs from base 1 to 639 and encodes 212 amino acids. NCBI's taxonomy places the organism in Eukaryota, Metazoa, Arthropoda, Insecta, Coleoptera, Silphidae. The transcript has 2 exons.